GUCCUGGAGAAAAGGGCACACGUUCCUUCAGCGCAGUUGAGGUGAAUGCAGGAGACUGGGGCCUCUACCCGCCUGGCAUUGGUCUCAGCUCAGCAUCUUCACUAUGGUGGAUCCCAGUGGCAACGAAUCCAGUGCCACAUAUUUCAUUCUAAUAGGCCUGCCAGGAUUGGAAGAAGCUCAGUUCUGGUUGGCCUUCCCAUUGUGCUCCCUCUACUUUAUCGCUGUGCUAGGUAACUUGACAAUCAUCUACAUUGUGUGGACGGAGCAUAGCCUACACGAACCCAUGUAUAUCUUUCUUUGCAUGCUUUCUGGCCUUGAUGUCCUCAUCUCCACCUCAUCCAUGCCCAAAAUGAUGGCCAUCUUCUGGUUCAAUUCCACUACCAUACAGUUUGAUGCUUGUCUGCUACAGAUGUUUGCCAUCCACUCCUUAUCUGGCAUGGAGUCCACGGUGCUGCUGGCCAUGGCCUUUGACCGCUAUGUGGCAAUCUGCCACCCACUACGCCAUGCCACUGUGCUAACAUUGCCUCGUGUUACCAAGAUCGGCAUGGCUGCUGUGGUACGGGGUGUUGCACUUAUGGCACCCCUGCCUUUCUUCAUCAAACAUCUGCCCUUCUGCCGCUCCAAUAUCCUUUCCCAUUCCUACUGCCUACACCAAGAUGUCAUGAAGCUGGCCUGUGCUGACAUCCGCGUCAAUAUCAUCUAUGGCCUCAUUGUCAUCAUCUCUGCCAUUGGCCUGGACUCACUUCUCAUCUCCUUGUCGUAUCUGCUUAUCCUCAAGACUGUGUUGGGCUUGACACAUGAAGCCCAGGCAAAGGCAUUUGGUACUUGUGUCUCUCAUGUGUGUGCUGUUUUCAUAUUCUAUGUACCUUUCAUUGGGUUGUCUAUGGUGCACCGGUUUGACAAGCGGCAUGACUCCCUCCUGCCUGUCAUCAUGGCCAACACCUAUCUGCUUGUUCCUCCCGUGCUCAACCCUAUUGUGUAUGGAGUGAAGACAAAGGAGAUCCGGCAGCGUAUCCUUCGUCUUUUGCAUGUGACCACACACACUUCAGAUCCCUAGGUGUCAGGAAUCAAAGUUCUUUUUCACAGGAAGUCCUUCAAUUCAGAUUUUAAUAUCAACAUUUUGGAAGACAGUAUUAGGAGAAAAAUUCUUAAUGAAAGCACAACUGAUCCUUCAAAGAUGAAACUGAUUGGAGAAUCUCCAUCUGAGUAGGGGCAGCAGAACUGUAUACUUCCAAUCCUUAUUUUUAAAUGUUAUUUUACCCUUUAGUUCUUUGAGGUAGUUGUGGUUGGAGGAUUAUUACUUCCCACUUAACCAUUCAGUCCAAUUCUCAAGUCCAAAAAAUUCAUGUGGUUGCUUGCACUGAUAGUUUAUAGCAUUCUGAAAUAAGGGUGAUAUUUCUAAAAGACAUUUACCAAAGGCUUAGGCAAGGCAAAAAUAAAAUAAAUACGAGAAUAUAAUACAAUUAGAUAAUCUGGUUUAAAACCAUGAUUUCCUCUUCAGAAUGCCCUACCACUUUGGAUCUUAGGAAAGGAGACAUACCUGGAUUUCCCUCUUCAAAAUGACCACAGAGAAAAAAUAAUUUCUCUUCUUCUGAGUAGCAAUCCUUAAGAAAAGAUUGAAAGUAAAUUCACAAAAGAUUAUAUUUAUCUACAUUAAUGAAAGAUGAUAUAUUGUAUCCUGAGCAUUUUCAUAGACUGUGAAAAUUUUUCCUUCAUUUCCAAUUUUCUUAUCAACCUUUUGAUUUAGGCAGGAAUAUGAUUAGUUAUCCCCAUUGUACCAGUGGGGGAACUGAUGUUCAAUGAGAUCAUGCAGGCUCAAAAAAAAUUGUCUUUUGAUGCCCAAUCCCAUAUUGUGAGGAGGGAAUGUUAGACUAGUGGGAUAGUGAGUUAGACAUUCCAGAGUCUUGCAUUUUCUAGGGGAGGUAUUUAAGUUCCUUUCUCACUCAUCCAGUAUUGUAUUUAGGAAUUUCCUGUUAAUGUUGCUGAUGGCUUUAAUCUCAAUAGUUCCUGGCCUAUUUGCCAUUGUACUUGUGUAGUAGCAACAGGAGUAUGUUUGGGUAAUUCCCAAACAGUGGCUAGUUUGGGAAAUAGUAUAAUUAACAGUAGGGACAUUCACUGGAUAUCUGGAGAGACUCUACAUGGAGAGAUGCAGCUGAGAAAACCUAGAAGCUCAUGGCAGAAAGAGCAGGGUUGGUUAUAGACCAGGGAGUCAAGAGCAGGAAGUAUUGUGAGACUGAGUAGGGCCAGUGGCCUGGGUGGCUAGCCAGGAAGCAGGCUUAAUCAAACAUAGGUCCAAAGAAAGUGAAUAGAGUAUAUAAGCGAACACCAUGUAUUCCCAGGGCUCUGAGCUACCCUUCAGGGAAUGCCCACAGCAUCAAAGCUCAGAGAUCAAGACCAUAGGAGAGCUCAGUAAAGACUGCAUCCCUGUUAGCUGUACUUAGCAUGAGUAUGGUUCCAGAGGCCCACCCAGGAGCCCUACAAGCCAAGCACAGCACUCCCAGAAGAAGCAGAAUGGGAAGGAGGGGUGUGGGCACUAUAGGAGUACAGUAGGAAUGAAUGGGGGAGGAAUGAGAUCUCCAUCCAAAAGAGAGGUAGGUAAGUGUGAGAAGCAGGUAGUAUAGUAGAGAGCAUGGCACAUGGCCGGCCAGACUCUUCCAGCUAUAGCUAGUAGCACAGGACUACUUGGUACAGAGGAUAUGGAAAGAGCAUAUCUAAUUUCUUGGACUGGAAUCCAGAAGAUGAGAAUUUUGAGCAGUAUGGAAUCUGCUAUGCCCAGGUGAGUGAUGGCCAGCAGAACAUGGGACAUAAACUAGAGUCAGUGCUGGCUUUGGUCACUUUGAACUGUUUGGAGGGUCAUCCCAGUUCCUGAUAGUGCCUUGACAUUGAAAUUGAAAGAAAGAAACAGAAUGAAAGAGAGAGAAGAGGGAGAAAGAGACAGAUUUUUUUUCAUAUUAGGAAACCAGUAUAUGAUCACUGUAAACAAAAAUCUUAGACACUCUGAAAAUAUAAAAGAAAUAAAAAUAUAAUA
Messenger RNA from Lagenorhynchus albirostris (white-beaked dolphin), 3028 nucleotides. RefSeq names its product olfactory receptor 51E1. The record is from RefSeq and is a predicted model, not a curated record. The transcript has 2 exons. The coding region runs from base 104 to 1057 and encodes 317 amino acids. Gene Ontology annotation, cellular component: membrane. Gene Ontology annotation, biological process: G protein-coupled receptor signaling pathway. Lineage: Eukaryota; Metazoa; Chordata; Mammalia; Artiodactyla; Delphinidae. Gene Ontology annotation, molecular function: olfactory receptor activity; G protein-coupled receptor activity.